This is a messenger RNA of Fundulus heteroclitus (mummichog), 1679 nucleotides long. RefSeq names its product interleukin-10 receptor subunit beta. The transcript is spliced from 7 exons. Gene Ontology annotation, molecular function: protein binding. Lineage: Eukaryota; Metazoa; Chordata; Actinopteri; Cyprinodontiformes; Fundulidae. The coding region runs from base 171 to 1082 and encodes 303 amino acids. The record is from RefSeq and is a predicted model, not a curated record.
CGUCGUGACGAGAAGCGUGACGUGUCUGCGCAGAAGUGACACUUUGUUUCCGCGUAGUUCCCCGUCCAUUGUUAAUGAAUGCCACACACAAAAAAAACAAAGAAACUGCCGAGUUUUAAACUUUAAGCUGUGGACCGAACCGGACCGGACCGAACCGUCUCCGGGUCAACAUGUCAGCGGCGGUCUGGGUCUCCAUGCUGACGUUCUCAGCCCUGAGCGCAGUGGCAUCAGGAGUCCUCAGCGGUCCCACCGAGGUCCGGCUGAGUUCCAGGAACCUGAACCUGAUGUUGACCUGGGAACCGGCCGCAGCAGCGCCCAGCGGGCUGAUCUACAGCACCGAGUUCACGAGUAUGGUUGCACCCUUCAGAGAAGGCUGCGUGAACAUCAGCGCCCUCCAGUGCGACCUCAUCCCCUUCAACAUCAGCCCAUACGGGCGCUACAGAGGCAGAGUCCGGGCGGUGCUGGGCGCAGAGGCCUCCGCCUGGGUGGAGAGCAACAACAUCACUCUGGACAAAGACACCCUGAUUGGUCCUCCCAGCGUGGCGCUCCUCUCCCUCGGCCCGACUCUGGAGGUCAGCAUUAAGGACCCGGUGUUCCAGAUUUCCCCGCUGAGGAACGUUUACAGCAACGCCGCCUACAACAUCACCUACUGGAAGAAAGGCGAGAAGCACCAGGCGAAAAACAAGGACAACAUCCAGCAGGACCGAGUGGUGCUUGAAGAGCUGGAACCCCUGAGCGAGUACUGCGUACAGGUCCACAUCAACACAAUGACAAAUAAGAACCCCGGCGAGCCCAGCAGCCCCAUCUGCGAGAAGACCGGCAAACACGAUGAGCUUCCGUGGGUGGCAGCAGUGAUCGUGGUCGUCAUCGUGGCGGCGGCCGUGGCUCUGACGGUGCUGGUCGUCCUGAAGUGGAAAAACAUCUCCCAGGUGUUCUGGCCAAAGGUGUCCCUGCCAAAGCUCUUUGGAGAGUCUCUGAAGGAGACGCCCGAGACCUCCGUCUGUUUGGCCCUGCAGCCCACUGAGGAGGUCGACCCGGUGAGCGUUGUCACGCCAGAGGAAGACGCCGCAGCAAUCAGAUGAGUGGCUGCGUGGAGGAGAGGAGGCCCACCAGAGAGACUGAAAGGAGAGAAUCCACGGACGAGGAGGACUGCGUCCUGCACAGACGACCACAAAGACACGCCCAGAUGAAGGAUUUCCAUUUAAUCAGCAGCUCCUCAACCCUGAGAAGUGAUGAAAGGCAAUCCUCAUCCUGACUGUGUGAAAACAGCUUAUGGUGGCAUAAAAUGUCACGUGGGGUACGAUCCGGCGUGUUUUUAUCGACACCAGCGUGAUCCAGUGUGUAUUUAUUAACAUGGAAAACUGAAGAAGUUACGACAUUCAAACUGAAGAAUCCAUAUUUAAUUUUUUGCACUUUCUCCAGUCAAGAAAUAUUUAAAAAUCAAAGCUACUGCCGAAACAUCUGUUCACUAUUUUGUUGAUUCCUUUGUGUGAGUAAAGUUGACUGUACUUUCAUUUUGUCUGAUAAAAUAUGGAGUCGUCAGAAAUCUAAAGAUGUUCAAACACACGUUUUUUUGAAUAAAUCUGUAAUUUGUUUUCUAGAGCUUCUGAUGAAACUGGAUCUCACAGCAUGUUUCAGACUUUGUGUUGAAAUAAUAAAGAUCCAGUCGUUGAUUUAGA